Rhagoletis pomonella (apple maggot) is the source of this 2257-nucleotide messenger RNA. RefSeq names its product MAP kinase-activated protein kinase 2 (gene MAPk-Ak2). The record is from RefSeq and is a predicted model, not a curated record. Gene Ontology annotation, molecular function: calcium-dependent protein serine/threonine kinase activity; mitogen-activated protein kinase binding; ATP binding. NCBI's taxonomy places the organism in Eukaryota, Metazoa, Arthropoda, Insecta, Diptera, Tephritidae. Gene Ontology annotation, cellular component: nucleus; cytoplasm. The transcript has 7 exons. Gene Ontology annotation, biological process: intracellular signal transduction; protein autophosphorylation; peptidyl-serine phosphorylation. The coding region runs from base 224 to 1330 and encodes 368 amino acids.
GUUUUAUUGUUGGUGUGUGACGAUUCGUGCGAGUAGUAUCUUGCAGAUACUGUCGAAAAAAUAUUUUUUUACACAAAACCGAGGUAGUGCAUCUCUCGGUCGUUGUUUUUUCUUUUGGUUUUCAAUGCAUUUUAUAACAUUACCAAUUUAACCAGUAUAGUGGAAAAUUUUUUGUGAAACGUAAAAGAGUUUAUUAAUAUCAAGUUUCCGACGACAAAUCGAAAUGUUCAAGAUUAAUACAAAAACGGAUGCCAUCGCAAUACAGCGUCAGGCCAAGACGACACCACUUGUCGAUGACUAUGAAAUCUCCAACAAGGUGCUCGGCCUGGGCAUCAACGGCAAAGUGGUACAGUGCACUAAUCGCAAAACCAAACAAACAUAUGCGCUAAAAGUGCUGCUGGACAAUCCGAAGGCCAGACGUGAAGUCGAUCUGCAUUGGCGUGCAAGCGGCUGCAGACACAUAGUCAACAUUAUGGAUGUCUAUGAGAACACAUAUGGCGGCAAUAAAUGUCUGCUUGUCGUGAUGGAAUGCAUGGAGGGUGGCGAACUGUUUCAGCGCAUACAAGACAAUGCGGAUGGCAAUUUCUCGGAGCGUGAGGCCGCACAGAUCAUGCACGAGAUCUGCAUUGCGGUACAUUACUUGCAUAGCCGCGACAUUGCGCAUCGUGACUUAAAACCAGAGAAUCUGUUGUACACCACCAAUGAUAAGAAUGCGAUAUUGAAAUUGACAGACUUUGGUUUUGCAAAGGAAACGCUGGUAAAGGACACACUACAGACGCCGUGCUAUACGCCAUACUAUGUUGCUCCCGAGGUGCUUGGUCCCGAAAAGUAUGACAAAAGUUGUGACAUCUGGUCGCUGGGUGUUAUCAUGUACAUUCUACUCUGCGGCUUUCCACCAUUCUACAGCAACAACGGUCUUGCCAUCUCACCGGGCAUGAAGAAGCGCAUACGUACCGGUCAAUAUGAUUUUCCCAAUCCGGAAUGGGCAAAUGUCAGUCAAGCUGCCAAAGACGUAAUCAAAGGCAUGCUAAAUGUGGAUCCCACCAAGCGUUUGACAAUCGAUCAGGUGAUCAGAAAUAAUUGGAUUGCACAGUACACACAAGUGCCACAAACACCGUUAUGUACGGGUCGUAUGCUAAAGGAGGGCGAAGAAACAUGGCCGGAAGUUCAGGAGGAAAUGACACGUUCAUUGGCCACGAUGCGCGUCGACUACGAUCAGGUGAGCGAAAAAAUGCAUGUCAAGGCGCUGGACAAAUCCAAUAAUGCACUGCUGACGAAGCGGCGAAAAAAAUUCGAAGAAGAAUUGGCGGCGCAAAAUAAAAAUACAUAAGGUUUCUGGCCUACAGACGCGUACGUAUGGAGUGAUGCGGCGUUAUAGACAACCUAAACAGUACAUAUAUACAUACAUACUAUCUACUAAAUGGAGGAGAAGGUGCAACAUACAUACAUAUAUAUUUGGACUCGUAGUGCGUGCUGAGCCUGCGCAUUCCAGCAACCAAAUGCGCAUCGUCAAGUUUGGAGAGAUAUUUUUUGACAAUUUGGACGGUAUUUUGUGUAAUUUUUACAUAGAAACGAUACCUAGUAUAAAAAAUAAGUACAUAAAUAUACAUACAUAAAAUAUAUACAAGAGAUAUAAUACGAAAGUGCUCUUUUUUCCUUUACUAUGUAAAAGCUUAUUUUAGUAGAUUAAGUAACGCGCGUUGACAACUUACAGCUACCGCUAAUUAAUGAAUUGCUAUAUACAUACAUACAUAGUAUGUACAAUCAUAUGUAUGUAUAUUCGUUCAUACAUAAGUAUGUACAUACAUACAUGCAAUGAAAGUAUGCAAAAGUUCCAAAAAAAAUGAACGGCUUCAAAAAAUAGCAAAGGUUAUUGUUUUCAAUGAAAAACAGUAAAAUUUAAUUAAAAUGCAUUAAAUUUUUACGUAUGUAAAUACAUACAAACAAAUAUACUUACAUAUGUAAAAAGUGCGCAUUACAUAUGUAUGUUUUGACAUUGCUGGCGCAUUUAAUAUCUUAUGAGCUUUUAUAGGCAAAUGUUUAUACAAACAUACAUCCAUUAGGAGCAAAAUCCCUUAGAAAAGCAAUGUACCCAAAUGUGAACCCUUUUAAAAUUUACAUAUGUACAUACAACAAAUGCUCACGUUUGUUAUGUCUGUACCUAAAUCUGUGACCAAUUAAAUUUGUACUGUUGAUUGAAAAUGGUUUAAAUUCAUUAGGCAUGUAAUCAAUUAUUUACUACUUACAUACAAACAAA